Talaromyces proteolyticus is the source of this 1435-nucleotide messenger RNA. RefSeq lists its product as uncharacterized. The transcript is spliced from 3 exons. NCBI's taxonomy places the organism in Eukaryota, Fungi, Ascomycota, Eurotiomycetes, Eurotiales, Trichocomaceae. The record is from RefSeq and is a predicted model, not a curated record. Bases 196 to 966 code for a protein of 256 amino acids.
CAGACUGUUUCUUGUUCGGGGAAUCAGCGUGUUGCCUCAGUUCACGACCCAGCGGCUGGUCAUGUGACUAGCCGCUUUCACAGCCUCACAGUUGGGUAGCGGGGUUCGGUCAACCCCACUUGUUGGCAUCUAACCUGGUUGUAAAUGUUCAUUAUGCCACCCUCGAGUUACAUUUAAGUUCUAUAUAACCAGAAAAUGUCAUUAUCAGGUAGGCUCGACGUCAUCUUUGCCGAGCAGCUGCGUAACCACCCGGAAGGGCACGCGCUUUAUAACAAGGUUUCAGCCGAUCACUUGAAACCAGGAACUUGCGGCUUCUUCGAUGAGAAAGGAGAUUGGAAUGUUAUUGAGCAACUUUGUGACAGAGAGACUUGGGAAUCUGAUGGCUGGAUAGGUAUUCCUGAGCAACUGAGGACUGAAACAGAUUUUGGGAUUCAGUGGCCGGUAAAGCUGUCCGAAAGUGCGAAAGGGUAUGAAAUUGAUGUCGAUGUAAACCUGAAACCCCCUAUCAGCGGUGGAAUAAAUAUAGCAUUCAAGAGCAGCGAAAAUGUCGGAGCUGUCCUAAUUACUGACCCCCCUGUUGAGCGUAAAAGACUCAAAAGAGAUUUACCUGCUCUUGACUGGGUUCUGCAGAAUACGCGAAAGUUACUUGAUCAUUGGCCAGAAAUCCUCUCCCGAGGACUAUGGAUUGUCACCAAAACGUACUCCGUGAAACGUUGCGCCAAUGCUGUAUUGACAGCGAAGGACGAUGAAGCAAAAAUUAGCAUUCAGGCCAGUAUACCAGAUGUAGCGAAUGCAGUUCCUUCUGCAACGUGGUGGAAACAAGGAAGUCAUGGUUCUUGGAACAUAUAUACUGAUGAUUCCGGCAUCGUCGUGUUUAUGAGUGGUAUUCAAUGUAAAGUGGGGCUUGUGAGGAGGUCAAAAGUAAGAAAGACUACACGAUAUGUGCAGAGAACUUUCAAACGCUGACUGGCCAGCUUUUCCCCAACCGACUACCCCACAAGCAAAAGCCUUGGAGAGAUGCUUCCUCAAACGCCAUAUACGUACAUAUUGAAGAUGAUGGAGAUGACACAUUGUUAGCGGAAACUGUUCCCCGGAUCUGGGGUGAAGUCAGUUCGGAAGUUACAGAUCUGAUAGAGGGACUGCAUGAAGCUGAGGAGAACUAUGAGGAAAGCGAUGAUUCAUCGUUUGCGUAAGAUUGAAAAAUAAAAGUCUGAACGCUGAGGACACAUCCUUGAGCUUUAGGGAAUCUAUCGGAAUACUGCUUCUAAAUUGGAUGGUAUGUGGGCCAGUGGAGGCAAUGCUGGAUGCAGUUUGGAAAACUAAAAAUAGAGUGUGGUGGAUUGUGUGACAAAUAAACUUAUCGUUCAUGGAUAAUGAAUUAUCUUAAAUACAUAAAAGCGGAAUGGCUCGCCACUUCCAUGCCUGCCAAUUCAAG